UUCUGCACGAUGUGUGAUCGCGUUGAAGAAUUAGAAGGUUCUGAGCUCGGCACUAAAGACUACUGGGAGUCUAGCUAUACCAGGGAGAUUAAAAACUAUCGUGACCAUGGCGAUGUCGGAGAAGUGUGGUUCGAUGAGGAUAGUCAAAACCGCAUCAUCUGCUGGAUAGCGAAACAAGAGGAAACGAUCAAGGCGGACGAUUCAAUAAUUGAUUUAGGAUGUGGUAACGGAAUGAUGCUGAUUGAGCUGGCUCGUGAAGGUUACACGAAGCUCACCGGUAUCGACUAUUCGCCGAAAGCUAUUGAACUGGCGAAAGCCAUUUGUAAGGAUCAAAGUUUAGCGAUCGACUAUAAAGUGGUCGAUUUGCUCUCGGAGUCGGAAGUGAACGCAUUGGGCUUAUUCAAAGUGGUGCACGACAAAGGAACAUACGAUGCCAUCAGCCUGCAUCCUGACGACGCGAAAACUAUGCGAAACCUUUACAUUGACCACGUCCACCAAAUGCUCACGGAUGAUGGCCUUUUCAUACUCACCUCGUGCAACUGGACCGAAAGUGAGCUGGUCAGCAGUUUUGGGGAGUUAUUUCGACUGCAAACGGUGAUUCCAACUCCUACGUUUAAGUUUGGUGGAAAAGUAGGUAGUGUGGUUACUUCGGUGGUUUUCAUAAAAAAUACCUCGAAAUAAAUUGUAUUUAUAAUACCUCCUCAUAGCCUGCAUAAGGUUU
Messenger RNA from Anopheles coustani, 721 nucleotides. Its product is annotated as EEF1A lysine methyltransferase 2. The transcript has 2 exons. The record is from RefSeq and is a predicted model, not a curated record. Lineage: Eukaryota; Metazoa; Arthropoda; Insecta; Diptera; Culicidae. Gene Ontology annotation, biological process: peptidyl-lysine monomethylation; peptidyl-lysine dimethylation. Gene Ontology annotation, molecular function: protein-lysine N-methyltransferase activity. Gene Ontology annotation, cellular component: cytoplasm. Bases 10 to 681 code for a protein of 223 amino acids.